AUGGCCACCCUCGCCAGGAGCAGCAGCAACAACAACGGCCACGGGCGCCACCACGAGGCCUCCACCACCUCCUCCUCGUCGUCGUCCUCCGCUGCGGCCUCGGCUCAGAGGCGGAGGGGAGGAGAGCCGCAGCAGCAGGCCGUGGCCGUCCCGGCGACACCGGGGCGGCCGCUGCUGUUCUUAACGAGCCCUGCGCACCACCACCACAGCCAGCUCGUCGCACCCAGGAGGUCCGUGCCGUCCAAGUGGGAGGACGCCGAGAAGUGGCUGCGGCAGUCGUCGGAUUCUGACCACGGCAACGGAAGCGGUAAUGGCAAGGCUGCCUUUUCCAGGCAGCGAAGCAGCGGGCUCGGACACCGAGACGGCGCCGGAGGCGUCGACGAGAAGAGGGCGACCAUGACGGUGAGGAGGUCCGUGGAUGCGCUCCGGGAUGCCCACUCGCUCGCGCUGCACACGCCGCCGGCAGAAGUGCUCCUCAAAGACAAGUUCACCGACAACGAGGAGCCGUCCAAGGAGAGCUUCGUGUUCCGGAGCUCGUACUGCGAGCUGGUGCCGGCGAAGGGCUCGGCGGUGGGCGCCGACGACGACCACCAGCGGAGGGACGUUGGCACGGAGAUGACGCCGCUGGGCAGCUCGUGCCACACGCCGCUCAAGAACACGUCUCCGGUGCGGCACAACACGCCGGCGAGCCGGUUAGGGCCGCUGGUGCCGUACACCGGCGGGAUGGACAUCUCGGAGCUGGCGGACUGCCACCUCGCCAAGCUGGACCUGGGCGCGCGGUUCGAUGCCAUGCUUGUCAACUGGAGCUCCAAGGAGGAGGAGGAAGAGGAGGUAUCAGAGGAAGAGGCAAAGAUCCAGGCUUGGAUUAACCUGAGAGCGCCAAGGCUGAAGCACAAUCAAGAAAGCUGGAGGCAACAGUGCUGCAAUGCACGACAUACUGCAAGUCCAACUGGUGAUCAGGUUUGGGUCAAGAUCCUGACAUUUUUGCAAUGUGUGCCUGCCUGCUCUGAUCAUCAGGUGAAGAUUCAGAAGAUGCGGUCGAACCUGGAGGAGAAGUUGAUGCGGCGGAUGACGACGGUGCACCGGCGCGCCGAGGAGUGGCGCGCCACGGCGCAGGCGCAGCACCUCCAGCAGCUGCGGCGCGCGGCCGCCGACAACACCCGGCGGCUCAGGGCCACGAGCCACCACCGCCACCUGCCGGGCAGCGACGCGCCCUCCUGCGCCUGCUUCCCCUGCAGCAGCAACAACAACAACGUCGUCAGCGGCAACCUCCUCAACUAUUACUAG
Miscanthus lutarioriparius is the source of this 1287-nucleotide messenger RNA. Lineage: Eukaryota; Viridiplantae; Streptophyta; Magnoliopsida; Poales; Poaceae. The record is from the annotation of a GenBank genome assembly.